CAAUUUGUUUGUUAUCUUACGAUGGAGUCGAACCUGAAUAAAGUCUUAAAUAUGAAUCGACAGCAACUGAGUGGCCAACUUUAUAAAUACACCAACGUGGUAAAGGGUUGGCAAUAUCGAUGGUUCAGUGUCGAUGCCCAAGGCGGCCUACUCAGUUACUUCUUGUGCGAGCCCGCAGGAGAUGAUUCGACCCCCCAGCUGGUGGGUAACGUUCCCCGGGGUCAGGUGCAUCUGGCCGGUGCCGUCAUUUGUCCAAGUGACGAAGACUCGAAAACUUUUACGGUAAACUGUGCGUCGGGUGACAUGAUGAAGUUACGAGCCGUUGAUGCUCGCGCCCGCCAGGAAUGGGUCGACGGAUUGCGCGCCGUAGUUGAGAGUCAUUCCAAUUCGACCGGUACAGCGCUUCCUCCACGCGACCAAUUGGCCGCUCACGAUGCGUUUGGUGCGGCUCGGCAGCAGCUACAGCAGACGGAACUGAGCAAUGCAGCGUUGGCACGGGCCAUCGAGAACCUAACCGGACCGCCUUCGCCCACCGACCCCGAUCUGUUGGUUCUGAAAGCGCUUUCUGCUGCCAGCACGCACUGUUUGCUCCAGUGCCUGGGAUUACUGCAGAGGCACCCGACGACUGAUUUACUGGGUCCCGACGCGAGACUGGACCAAAGUUUCUAAUCUUAGCCGCCCGUGACAAGAGGCGUCCUCCAUUGUCCGCGACCAGCACCAGCAACCUAGGUCGGUGCCAGGCACCCCACUUGAGACACAAAGCCCAAAUAUAUUAAAUCAUCGUGU
Molecule: messenger RNA, 786 nt
Organism: Anopheles cruzii
Lineage: Eukaryota; Metazoa; Arthropoda; Insecta; Diptera; Culicidae
Product: oxysterol-binding protein-related protein 11
Exons: 2
Coding region: 22-669 (215 amino acids)
Source: RefSeq, a predicted model, not a curated record